CACCCUACCAGCCUUUGCUUUAUAUCUUUACUUUUACUAUUCCAUCCAUUCACCAUGGACGCUUCAACUUCAUCAUACCCUCGUUCUAUCUCUCUCUUCAUUUCUCCAUUCGCCGUAUUCAAAAGCUAGGUUUAUUCUGGUGGAUGGACUGAGUGAAAUUUGGGAGUUUUUUGCUUUGAAUUCUAGCUCAUCUCCUGUUCAAAGUACAGGAUAUUUGUGCUCAAAUCUCUUCUUUCCUUCGAAGCAACCUGCCUAGCAGAAUUUCGGGUGUUUAUGUGUUGAAUUCAAUACGAUUUUAGUUGACUCGAUCAAGUAUUUUCCAGCUGAUUUCUUCUUAUUGAUUCCUAUAUUGAUAAUUCCAUCCAAGAAAACUAGCUCCAAUUAUGAGCGAAUUGAGAUGAAUAUCUUGAAUACAAGAGAAUCCGAUGACGAAAAAAGCACAAACAACGGUAAGAAUAUUAUCCCAAACCCUAAUUUAACAACAUCUUCGUGGACAAAACUGAGAGAUCCAAGAAUCGUUCGAGUUUCACGAGCCUUUGGUGGGAAAGACAGACAUAGUAAAGUUUGUACAGUGAGAGGAUUAAGAGACAGGCGAGUGAGGCUAUCUGUUCAAACUGCUAUUCAGUUAUAUGAUCUUCAAGAUCGCCUCGGACUUAAUCAACCCAGCAAGGUUGUUGAUUGGUUGCUCGAUGUUGCUAAGCAUGAAAUCGAUGAACUUCCUCCUCUCCAAAUGCCAUCUGGGAACUUCGGUCAAAAUCUUCAAUCAAUGAUCAAUGUUGCUUCUCACUCCGAAAAUCUUGAAAGUGUUAGAACGAAUACUAAUGGUCUCAAUUGGGAGGAUUACUGGAAUCCCGAUAAAUCUAAGGAGAAUAAAGAUCAUUUCUUUGUUCAAUCGAGUACUCAAUCUUCAUCUUUACCAGUUGUGUGCAACAAUGUUGUUCCAAAUGGUUCUUUCUUGAAAUUGAAUCCUUCAAAUUUGUCAUUAUCACAGUUCGGAAGCUAUGGGUCAAUGGCACAUCAUCAAGAAAAUGCAAGUGAUAAUUUCAAUCAUAUCGCAUACCCACUUCCAUCUCAUGAUCAUAACGUGAGGUAUCAAUUUGAUCCAAAACAACUAACCUUUGAGAUGUUGAGCUCUUCCUCUUCAAGUUCACAUCAACAACCUUUGUCUUCUUCACCUCUAUAUACAAUAAACCAAGGGAUGGUUAGGCCUUUGCACUUGAGUAUGAACCCUAAGCUUUUUCCUUCUGAAGAAAAUGGACAUUCAUGAGCUCCCUUUAAACUUUAAAGUUCUUUUCUUUUACCCUCUUCACAUGUUGUGAAAAGCAUUUGCAUGUGUGUACUUAGCUAAUAAGUUGAUGACUAAGUGUGGUGUGUUUUGCUGUUCAUUUUGUUAACUCUUUUCUAGCUAAAGAAUACUUCAAAAACAAAAUUAUAUAGGUUGCAGCUUGAACUUGUGAGUGUAAGAAUCUUGAUUUUUUCCCCCUAUACUAUAUAUGGGGUUCGUUCUUCAUGUUAAUUCAGAUCAAUUCAUUGACUAGAAGCUUUGUAUGCUCAA
This is a messenger RNA of Lactuca sativa (garden lettuce), 1555 nucleotides long. RefSeq lists its product as uncharacterized. Gene Ontology annotation, cellular component: nucleus. Lineage: Eukaryota; Viridiplantae; Streptophyta; Magnoliopsida; Asterales; Asteraceae. The record is from RefSeq and is a predicted model, not a curated record. Gene Ontology annotation, molecular function: sequence-specific DNA binding; DNA-binding transcription factor activity.